GGCGUUUUGGGAGUUCUCCUCAACAUCGUUAUGACCGACAUUCAGAUCAUCAGCUGUCUCGUCCUCGUCCUCUCCUUCACGACCUACAAAACUACGCGCAGAGGCCUUCUUCAAUACCAAACGGAGUCGCGUCUACUCGCGGAGAGAGCCGCCGUUCUGUCGAGAGAACACCACUCGCUGUCUACACGAGACCGAGAAGAAGAAACUUCGUCGCUGCUGGCGGAAGAGGAGCCGCGCGCCUCCUCGGCACCCGCGUGCGGCGAGAACUUUCUUGCGGUGUCUUCGCUAGCUGAAAUGAUGGAGACACCGCAGGUGCUACUGGAUCCGCUUCCGGAGGGUUGCGAAGCGGACGAUUUGGGAGCGAAAGGCGAGGCGCUUUUGCCCUCGUCUUCGGCAGAAAGUGCAGUGAUUCUGAAGGAGCGCAGAGAGAUACUGGAGGCGAAGCACCACCCUUCGUGGAUAAGCCUCGUGUACCUGAUUUUUGACGUCGCUGUCAAUACACUGUGUCUCCUGGCGGCAGGCGGCCCUGUGGCCGUCGUCUGUGGGGAGGCAUGGCAGCAGGCGCUGAUUUUGUUCCUGAUUUCUUUCCAUGUCUUUGCAACUGCGCUCUACGCCCGGUGGCUCCUCAAAUCGAAGCGGCGACGAGAACAACUGGGGAUUCAAGACGAAGACGUCGAACACGGGGGGCUCGGCUGGGUGUCCCCGCGAACGGUUGUGCUGUACCCUUUUCUCUCGCUCUUGGCGGGUGUCGCGGCUGGGUCUCUCGGGAUCGGAGGCGGCCUCAUCAAAGGGCCUUUGCUGCUGGAAAUCGGACUCAACUCGCUGUCUGCAGUGACUACGGCGAACUUCAUGAUCUUCUUCACUUCUUCUGCCAACGCACUGCAGUAUGCGACACUGGGUCGCCUGAACUUUGUGGACUCACUGAACUUUUUCCUCGUCGCCGCAGCCGCAGGAGCGGUCGGCCUCAUGUGCGUCACCAGGGCUCUGAAGCGGACGCGGAGACAAUCGUACCUCACGCUUCUUCUCGCCUUCACGACGCUCCUCAGCAUGGUCUGCAUGCUCUUCUCCUUCGGCUAUCACCACUUCCGGUCCGUGGCAACUGGAAAAGAAAAACCUCUGACAAUUCAGGACGCUUGUCAAGAACGCCAUCGCCUCCUCUUUGUGCACUCUUGAAUAGUCAGUCACUGUGUAUAGUUUGUGUGUAUCUUUCAGUGUGUAUUUCGAUGGGUUCAUCGACAUUGUGUUUCCAAUGAUGCGCCUGUGUGUCUUGGUCUAGUCCGAAGAUUUUUAAGCGCUCCGUGGGAACAAGGAAGGCCAACGCAGAAACAUUUUCUUCCACGAUUUGGGUUCCGUCUCCGAGGGGGCGAGGCGCCCUGGUAGAAUGCAAGGUUGCAUUUUUUUCAAUUGUUUUUCCAGUCUCACCAGACACCGUCUCUGUACACACCAUGAAAUAGGAUGGAAGACUCUCACUUAAAUCCUGUAGCGAUUGGUUCCCUGCCGAAUCGUUGCUUCUAUCUUUUACUAGAAGAGACGAUCGUGAAAGGGAGAUUGAGGAUCUCUACCUUCUCCCGCCGAUAUCCGAUUACCAUUUCUUUUAUUUUUCUUGCUUCUGUUCCCUAGCUUCUUUUCACGUUGUCCUCUUUAGAUCGUUGUUCCGGUUUCCCUCCUAUGUUGUCAGCUGCCACUUGAGGGCGGAUUCUGAAAACAUUCUGAAAGUUUUCUCCGACUUUCACAUCCGCGAGCGAAGCAGAAAAAAGAGAGAAUGGAGCAAAGCUCUCUUUUUGGGUUUUCUUCGAAAAGUGUCUGUUCUUGUCGAGACAAGAAAAGACGGGGAACACGGUCGACGGAUCGAAAACGCUGACCGCGUCGCUGUCGAAACCAACCUCUCUGUAGUCCUUCUCUUGCUUUCGGGGUCUUUGGUUUUUCAAAAGAACUUUAUCAAAAAAGAACAGCAAACCACACAUGAGGCAGGAGAGCCCUCCUCUCGUCGCUUCUCCCACUCCAGCUUUUUCUCGGUUCUGCGCCACUCUGUCUCCUCGUCCCGACGCACUUCAUUUCCACAAGUCCAGAGUUCCCUUUUCGCUCUUGCGAUAUUUUUCCAAGGCUGAAACUUUUACGGAGAAAACUGGACUUUUUUCUGCGUCUGCUGUGUGCAAGUCGCGUGACGGGAGGGAUACGGUCGCUUCUGGCCCCCCUGGCCCUGCUUCAGCGAACGGCGUACUACUCCGAAGACUUGCAGACUUCCCUCGUACGCGCAGUUCGUCCGGCACUCGUUAAUGAUCGUACAGUCAGCUAGUUACUGGCAUACGUGAUGUUCCAAUAGCAACAUGCGACAGGGGAGAGCAGCCACCCUAUACCUUGCCACCGGACUGGUCCUGGUCGACUGCUGCUCUUCCUUCGAAGACACCUGCGACUUCUCUGCGUCAGGAAUCACAGAUCGCUACACGACUCACGGCCACCGGCCAUCUCCGAACUCAACGAGGUUUCCCUAACGAGCUUGAAGCACCUUCAAAAGAC
Molecule: messenger RNA, 2517 nt
Organism: Toxoplasma gondii ME49
Lineage: Eukaryota; Apicomplexa; Conoidasida; Eucoccidiorida; Sarcocystidae
Exons: 2
Coding region: 31-1173 (380 amino acids)
Biological process (GO): protein ubiquitination
Cellular component (GO): Cul4A-RING E3 ubiquitin ligase complex; membrane
Source: RefSeq, a predicted model, not a curated record